Messenger RNA from Daktulosphaira vitifoliae (grape phylloxera), 4667 nucleotides. RefSeq lists its product as uncharacterized. The record is from RefSeq and is a predicted model, not a curated record. Bases 201 to 3041 code for a protein of 946 amino acids. NCBI's taxonomy places the organism in Eukaryota, Metazoa, Arthropoda, Insecta, Hemiptera, Phylloxeridae. Gene Ontology annotation, cellular component: cytoplasm. Gene Ontology annotation, molecular function: ATP binding; AP-2 adaptor complex binding; protein serine/threonine kinase activity. Gene Ontology annotation, biological process: positive regulation of Notch signaling pathway; regulation of clathrin-dependent endocytosis; protein phosphorylation. The transcript is spliced from 15 exons.
UCUAUUACUAAGUACUUAAUACUCACGCCUCCUCGAUUGCUUGCUCUAAUUUUUGCUGAUGAUUUUACAAAAAGUACCGUAAAAUAAUCCAAUAUAGUUUUAUAUAUGAUAUCAAUUUCCUAAUAUUUUUUUUUAUGAAAUUAUUCUAUUUAAGCAAUGAUUUAUUGUUUCCAGUGUCACUAAUAUCCAAAUAGAAAAUUAUGAAGAAACUUUUUUCUAAAAUCGAUAAUUCAAAAGAUCCAAAUUGUUUUAUUGGUAAACAAUUCACUGUUGGUCGGAUAACUGUAGUUAUUGAAGAUGUGAUUGCUGAAGGAGGUUUUGCUGUGGUUUUUCUUGCAAAGAACAAUAAUAAGAAGUAUGCCUUAAAACGUAUGUUUGUUAAUGAUGAAGUAGAUUUAGGAGUAGCUAAAAAAGAAAUUCAAAUAGCGACCAACUUAAAUGGUCAUCAAAAUAUUGUUGGAUUUAUUGAUUCCAAUAUAAUUCGUCAUGGAAAUGGAGUUUAUGAAGUUCUUAUGUUGAUGCCCUAUUGUCCAUCAAAUGUGCUGGCACUAAUGAAUAGCAGAUUGCAAACUGGGUUAACUGAAAGUGAAGUUUUAAACAUUUUCUGUAAUGUUUGUGAAGCAGUCAGUCGUUUACAUCAUUCUCAAACUCCAAUUAUACAUAGAGAUUUAAAAGUAGAAAAUAUAUUGAUCAAUGAAAGUGGUCAAUAUUUACUGUGUGACUUUGGCUCUGCAACAGCCCGUCAACUUGAUCCAACUGUACAAGGAGUUCAUGCUGUUGAAGAAGAAAUUAAUAAGUACACUACAAUAUCAUAUAGAUCACCUGAAAUGAUUGAUCUGUAUAGCAACAAAGUGAUAACAACAAAAUCAGAUAUUUGGGCUUUAGGUUGUCUAUUAUACAAGUUAUGUUACUUUAUUUUGCCAUUUGGUGAGAGUGCACUUAAAAUUCAAAGUGGCCAAUUCAACAUACCUGAUACACCUGAAUAUUCAAUUAAACUAAAGACACUUAUAAGGUAUAUGCUAGAACUUGAACCUGAAAAAAGACCGGAUAUAUAUCAAGUAUCAUUUAUAGCAUUCAAGUUAGCUGGGAAAGAAUGUCCACUUCAAAACUUACAUAAUGUUUCAAGCCCAAAUAUUGAAGAAUUGGUAACUUUAUUAAAUGAAAAACGAACAUUUCAGACAUCAAAAGUGCCUGUAAAACAAAAUAUUCAAACACCUCAGGUUGUAGAAGGUACAAGUGUAAAUCCUAGGCAAAGACCAAAGCCUUUAAGUUGUGGUAUACCUCCUCCUUUGGGUUCUUCUCCUACAUUCAAACGAGCUUUUCAGACACCAAUUAGUGGAUUUAAUAACUCUUCAGAUGCAAUUCAUCAAAAUAAAAUUCCUCAACAUACAUCACCUAGUGAUAAAGGGCCUACAACUGGAUUUCCAAUAAAAGACUAUGCAGAUCCAUUUACUGAAACAAAAAAGGAAAAUUCAUUUUUACAUUCCGUUAAUUCAUCAAUUCCAUCAUCUCCAUUAUCUUGUUUGCCGAAACAUAAAAGAAAUAUCAGUGAUACAUCUUCUUUAAAAACAGUAUUCAUCAACAAUGCUAAUCAAUUCUUGUCAUCAAAUAAUUUAGUUUCAAAAGAAUAUGUACAAGAUAAUUUAUGCUUAACAAAACCUAACGUAGAAAAUAUUAACAAUGGAAGUUGCAAAACAUCUUGGAAUCCAUUCGAAGAAUCAAAUUUGACACAUUUAAAAACUAUUAUUCAUGAAAAGCAAACUAUAAAUUUUCCUUUAAGAGGAAAUCUCUACAAUGAAAAAGAAUCCAAAUCUAUGGAAAAUGGUUUCAAAGUAAAUAACUGUGAAGAAGAUCCAUUUGGUUCUGCACCUUUUCCUUAUAAAAAAGACCUAAUAGAAAAAUCUUCAUCAUUCAAGACACCAUCAAAUGGAAAUGAUAAUAAAAAGAAUACUGAAAAAUGGAAAACCUACUUCAUUGAACAUAAUUUAAAAUUAGAUAGACUAAUUUUAAAUAAUGAACCAGAUAGUGAUGAACUUCCCAUAGGGUUAGUAGCAAAUACUCAAAGUGAUGAUGAUCUAGAUGAAUGCUCUUCUACACCUUUUGUUAAAAUUCCUCUAGAAGAUCGUUCAAAGUAUGAAAAACUGGGUUGUAAUACUGAUGAUAUUUCUUCAGAUGACAGUCAAGCUAUGUUAGGUGAAGUUCGGAAAAAAUCUUUAAAACGAAGGAAAAUUCCUGAAUUUAAAACAUCUAGUCGAUUCCGUAAGGAUAAAAAAAAUAAAAGUCAACAAAAUGAGUCAAAUCUAUCUGAUGAUGAUUCAAUUGGGUCCGCAAGUGACCUCCAAACUCGUAAUGAUGAAGAAGAUACAAGUAAAAAUAUUCCUGAAACAAUGACAAUAAAAGAUAGUGUACUAACAUGUGGUUCAUCAGCUUAUCACGCUGAAUGUGAGAGUAUGGCAAGAGAUGAUAUUCCUCCUCCUAAUGCACCAGGUGCUACUAGACUAAGGGAUCCAGUACCUAUUAAAAAUAUAGAUGCUGAAAGACCUUUGAUAUCUGAUAAUGAAGGAGAUGAAUAUGAAACUUUAACUAAUACUGAUGUAUUUGCAAAAGCACCUUUCCCAAAAGCAAAAAAAAAAUGUAAUGAUGGCCAUUCUGAUUUAUUUGGCUCAGUACCUUUCAAAGUAAUUACAAAUCCAUUUGAACAAACUGAAUUUUCUGAUAGUACAUAUUUCCAAAAAGACAAUUUAGUUGAAAACCAUUGUAUAUCAGCACCUAAAGAAGCAAUUUUAGUUGAUUUGGAACCACAAGAUUCUAUUUAUAUGAAAAUAAUACCAAAAAAAGUAACUCAAGUUGUAACCAAUAAAGUCGUUUCAACACUUUCUACUAAUAGUGGUUUUAGCAACAUGAGUUUUGAAGAUUAUUCAAGUAGUGAUGCAGAAGAAUCUCAAGCUCCUGUAUACUCACCAUUUGAAGUAGUUCGGCCAACAGAAUGUGAGAUGAAAAGGUCAUCAUUAAAAAGACGUAGCAAUCCAUUUACACAGUGAGACUAAAUUAAUUAUCAUUUUACUUAUGAGCUAGUUUUAUUCAGAGAAUAAUAAUAUGCCGGUCUUAAAAUUGUUGUUUCUAUAUUAGAAAAUAUCCUGUGAUUUAUAAACUAUAAUAAAUCUUACAAAACUACCUAUUUUUGAAAAAUAAUUUUAUUUACAUUGUGAUUUUUAGUUAUGUAGUUAUUAGGCGAUAGUUGUUACUCCUUAAAUGAGUAAUAUUAAGCCACAAUAUUAACAUAAAUCUGUCAAAUAAGUAUUUAUAUUGUUAAAUUUUAUUUAUUGUUUCUUUUUUCCCUUUGAUACUAUAUUGUUAUUUCGUUAAUCUAAUUUCUUAUAGUCAUUAUUAAUAUUUUAUGUAAUUUAUUACACAUUUUAAGUUAUAGCCAAAUACUACCUUAUAUUAAUUCUAUGUUAUGGAAUAAUGUAAAAUCUGUUACUAUAAUGUGUAUUAUUAAAUUAAAUGUAUACCCAAAAAUUCAGUAUUAUUUUUAGACAGCUUUAAUAGAAAGUUAAUAAAUAAUAUUUUCAAAAAACAUUUUUUUUUUAUAUUUCAUAGUUUUGCUAGUGCUUGUAUCAAAAAGGAUUUAAAUAAAGUGUAAUUGUCAUAUGGCACAUAAAUUUAUAUCAUUCACUGUCAUAAAAUUACAGCAUAUUUUUACACUUAAUUUUAUUUCAUGAUUAAAAGACAGUAGUGAAUUAUUUUCUGCAAUCUAGAAGAAAAUCAUUUUUUCCCUUAAUGAAAACGCCAUCUGGAUUUGAAGAAUACAGAUAUAAGUUAGCUUAUAUCUUUCUGCCACCAAACCACAUCAGCUAUAUCUCUACUGCUAAAUGUAUUGCUUUUUUUCAAUAAAAAAAAAAACAAUAAUAAUAUAUUAUUAUUUUUAAUUUUAUAUUAAUUUAAUUCAAAGUCAUUAAACCAAAAUCAAUUUAGAAAAAAAAUUAUUUCUUAAUGAACAGUUGAGAAAAAUAAUUUUGCUUUUAUUGGAAAAUGAAUGAAGAAUAUAAAAUGAGUGAUGGUAAUUGUUUUGAACUAUUAACUUUGAAUAGCAAUUUUAGUGUAGGCCUAAGUUAAGACCACAAUGUGCUGGAAUCUAAUAAAUGUUUUAUGACUUUAAUUUUAGAUAAUGAAUAUUUGUUUAGUGGAGAUGGUAGCGAUGCAGACAAGGACUAUAUGCCAAAGAAUAAUAAUUAUAAUUCGCAAACCCAAUCAUCAAAAGAUAUUAUUGACGAUUUACUGAGUAUCAUAUGAAAUACAGACUUCUAAGAAAAGAGUCAGAAGAAUUGAUACAUGGAAACGGGUGAAAUCUAAGAUGUUAAGAAAUAAAGUAUGAACAAUAUCUUAAUUUUAUAGAAAAGUAAAUCAAAUAUACAAUACAUUAAAUGCAAACAUGAAAGUCUGUGGAUUUACUGUUCCUUACAAUAACUGCAGUCAGGUAGGCGAAAAAACCGGUAUUGUUAACUGAUCUAGUCCAGUCACCCACAGUAAUGAAAUAGCAGCCAAGCUGGCUUGUAGUGUGCGUGUAUUUUAUUUUUCACUACUUAAUUAUUAAAAAUUAUUUAAAGUAAUUUUAUUAUGGAGUUUCCAAAUAACCUUCUAAAAUAUGUUUGUUAGUAGUAUGUGAA